AUGGCGGCGGAACAGCGAAAGCUGCUUGAGCAGCUCAUGGGAGCGGACCAGCUCGUUGGUCUUGGAACUCCCUCUCGCAACGCUCAAUUAUCUAUCACCGAUUCUAAAGUCUGCCGCUCGUAUCUGGUUGGGACCUGUCCGCAUGAUUUGUUCACCAACACCAAGCAGGACCUCGGUCCCUGCCCCAAGGUGCAUAGUGAGGGAUUGAAGACGGAGUACGAAACCGCUUCCUCGUCGGAGAAGGCCAAAUGGGGCUUUGACUUCGACUAUCUGCGCGAUAUGCAAAAAUAUAUUGAUGACUGUGAUCGGAGGAUUGACUCGGCCCAGCGACGGUUGGAGAAGACUCCGGACGAGAUCCGACAGACAAACAACCUUCUUAAACAAAUAUCCGACCUUUCCAAAACCAUCAAUACCGGCCUGCUCGAAAUUUCCGUUCUAGGCGAAACUGGCUCCGUGGCACAAGCACUCAAUGAACUUCACAAGACUCGCACUGCCAAACACCAAAAGGAAACAUGCGAGCGCGAACUGAAAAACCUCCAGGAUACCUCUGGUCCCUCCGGUCACCAGAAGCUGCAGGUGUGCGAUGUUUGCGGUGCUUACCUGAGUCGUCUGGACAAUGACCGUCGGUUGGCCGAUCACUUUUUCGGAAAGAUGCACAUGGGCUAUUCGGAUAUGCGCAAGACAACCAAGAAGCUGAGCGAAGAGCUCAAGGGUAGAGCACCACCGGUUCGUCACCAUGACGAAGAAGAAGGUGGAUGGGGUGGACGGUCUGGUGGUGGAAGAGGGCCUCGGUAUGGCGGUGGCGGUGGAUACAGAAAGCGUGGACGAUGGUGA
This is a messenger RNA of Aspergillus wentii DTO 134E9, 834 nucleotides long. RefSeq names its product LUC7 domain-containing protein. Lineage: Eukaryota; Fungi; Ascomycota; Eurotiomycetes; Eurotiales; Aspergillaceae. Gene Ontology annotation, biological process: mRNA splice site recognition. Bases 1 to 834 code for a protein of 277 amino acids. Gene Ontology annotation, cellular component: U1 snRNP; U2-type prespliceosome. Gene Ontology annotation, molecular function: mRNA binding. The transcript is spliced from 3 exons. The record is from RefSeq and is a predicted model, not a curated record.